Lynx canadensis (Canada lynx) is the source of this 1787-nucleotide messenger RNA. It is a transcript of the gene SHC3, whose product is annotated as SHC adaptor protein 3. Gene Ontology annotation, cellular component: plasma membrane. Gene Ontology annotation, biological process: intracellular signal transduction; cell surface receptor protein tyrosine kinase signaling pathway. The transcript has 12 exons. Gene Ontology annotation, molecular function: receptor tyrosine kinase binding. NCBI's taxonomy places the organism in Eukaryota, Metazoa, Chordata, Mammalia, Carnivora, Felidae. Bases 6 to 1769 code for a protein of 587 amino acids. The record is from RefSeq and is a predicted model, not a curated record.
GGGGCAUGCUUCCACGCACCAAGUACAACCGCUUCAGGAAUGACUCGGUGACAUCGGUCGACGACCUUCUGCACAACCUGUCGGUGAGCGGCGGCGGCAAGGUCUCGGCGGCGCGCGCGGCCCCGGCGGCGGCCCCCUACCUCGUGUCCGGAGACGCGCUGCGCAGGGCGCCCGACGAUGGGCCGGGCAGCCUGGGCCACCUGCUCCACAAGGUGUCCCACCUGAAACUCUCCAGCUCGGGCCUCCGCGGCCGCUCGGCGGCCAGGGCGCGGGCGGGCGCGCGGCUCUCGGGCAGCUGCAGCGCGCCCAGCCUGGCCGCCCCGGACGGCAGCGCGCCCCCCGGCCCCGGCGCCCCGGCCAUGCGCGCCGCCAGGAAGGGCCGGCCCGGCGACCAGCCGCCGCCGCGCGCCCCGCACGCCAGCGACCAGGUGCUGGGGGCCGGAGUCACCUACGUCGUCAAGUACUUGGGGUGCAUUGAAGUUCUCCGCUCAAUGAGGUCUCUUGACUUCAGUACAAGAACACAGAUUACCAGGGAAGCCAUCAGCCGCGUCUGCGAAGCCGUCCCUGGCGCCAAGGGAGCCUUCAGGAAGAGAAAGCCUCCCAGCAAAAUGCUGUCCAGCAUCUUGGGCAAGAGCAACCUCCAGUUUGCGGGCAUGAACAUCUCCCUGACCGUGUCCACCGCCAGCCUGAACCUGCGGACACCCGACUCCAAACAGAUCAUCGCCAACCACCACAUGCAGUCCAUCUCGUUCGCCUCUGGGGGAGACCCGGACACAACCGACUACGUUGCGUACGUAGCUAAGGACCCUGUUAACCGCAGAGCGUGUCACAUUCUGGAGUGCUGCGACGGGCUGGCCCAGGAUGUCAUCGGCUCCAUCGGACAGGCCUUUGAACUCCGGUUUAAGCAGUAUUUGCAGUGUCCUUCCAAGGUCCCCGCUUUCCAUGACCGAAUGCAGAGUCUGGAGGAGCCUUGGACUGAAGAGGAGGGGGAUGGCUCAGACCACCCGUACUACAACAGCAUCCCAAGCAAGGCGCCCCCUCCGGGGGGCUUUGUGGACGUGCGGCUGCAAGCCAGACCCCACGCCCCUGACACGGCCCAGUUUGCAGGCAAAGAGCAGACGUACUACCAGGGGAGACACCUGGGAGAGCCGUUCGGCGAAGACUGGAAGCCAGCACCUGUCCGGCAAGGGUCCUUGGACACCUACAGCCUGCCGGAAGGGAGAGCUCACGCGGGCCCCGGAGAAGCCCCCACCUACGUGAACGCCCAGCACAUCCCGCCGCAGGCCACGCCGGCCUCCGGCAGCAGCGCGGAGAGCAGCCCGCGGAAAGACCUCUUCGACAUGAAACCCUUUGAAGACGCUCUCAGGAACCAGUCCUCGGGGCCUGUGCUGAGCAAGGCGGCCUCCGUGGAGUGCAUCAGCCCUGUCACGCCCAGAGCCCCGGAUGCCAAGAUGCUGGAGGAGCUGGAAGGGGAGCCUUGGUACCAAGGGGAGAUGAGCCGGAAGGAGGCCGAGGGGCUGCUGAAGAACGACGGGGACUUCCUGGUCAGGAAGAGCGCCACCAACCCGGGCUCCUUCGUCCUCACGGGCAUGCACAACGGCCAGGCCAAGCACCUGCUGCUCGUGGACCCGGAGGGCACGGUCCGGACGAAGGACAGGGUCUUCGACAGCAUCAGCCACCUCAUCAACCACCACCUGGAGAACAGCCUGCCCAUCGUCUCUGCUGGAAGCGAGCUCUGUCUCCAGCAGCCGGCGGAGAAGCCCCUGUGACCGGCCGGCCACCCCGUC